Acytostelium subglobosum LB1 is the source of this 2103-nucleotide messenger RNA. RefSeq lists its product as hypothetical. The transcript is spliced from 4 exons. Gene Ontology annotation, cellular component: extracellular region. NCBI's taxonomy places the organism in Eukaryota, Evosea, Eumycetozoa, Acytosteliales, Acytosteliaceae. Bases 1 to 2103 code for a protein of 700 amino acids. The record is from RefSeq and is a predicted model, not a curated record.
AUGGCAAGAUUAUUAACCUCUCUAUAUUUAUUAACAACUAUCAUUGUAUUUAUCACCCUGUCAAAUGGUGCUCAACAACCAUUUACCAUCCCUGUAUCUAUAUUUGACCAAUACCCAUCGUUCAAUCCCAACUUUGAGCCAGACAUCAGUGUCAAUGGAGGUAUGACCAAGGGAUUGGUUGCAGACACUCUGGACGAGGUUACCAAGAUCCCCGUCCUCAACCCAAAUUCGCCAGAAUCUGUAUUCCAGAAAGGAUGCAUUACCAACAAGGCCCUGUUCGCCAAGUUCUUUGUGAACGACCCCGCCAUCACCAGGUUUGUCAACUACGACAUGACCUUCACACCCAUCAGUCCAAGCGUCUAUGAGCUCAACCAACAGACCUUCUUCCCAAUCAACUACCAAGGAUGGGAUACCGACUCCUCCAAGAGACAAUACUCUGACUACAACGGUUAUCAGAACUUCCACUACUGCAUGAAGGUCAACAUGUACUUUACCUUUGUUGGUAAUGAGGUAUUCAACUUCAGAGGAGAUGAUGACGUCUGGGUUUACAUUGACAACAGGCUUGUCAUUGAUCUCGGAGGUAUCCACACUGCCGAUGAGCAGAACGUAACCCUUAGCAAGCUUGGACUUACUAUUGGUAACACCUAUGCCUUUGAUUUGUAUUACUGUGAGAGACAUACCUCCACAUCAACAAUCAGAAUCAACACCAACUUGGCCGUCAAGUGUGGACAUAUUGAUUACUGCAAUGUGUGCAAUGGUGAUGGAUCAUCUUGCUGCAUUGCAUCCCGUGACUGUAACGACAACAACCCAUGUACCAUCGACAAGUGUCCCGCCGCCAACACACCAGGCAUUACCAGAAAUAACUGGAAGACCUUCUGUUCCAACACACCAAUGAACUGCGCCAACAGCACCGACCAGUGCAACAACUACGGCUGCACAGGCGGCUCAUGUGGCAUCGUCUCCAAGAAGACAUGCGCCGAGCUCUCCUGCCAGGUCAACACCAUGUGUGACACCACCACCGGCUGCCGCUACCAGGACAAGUGCUCCCCAGCCGACGCCUGCCACACUUCUGUCUGUGUUCCAGGCGCCUCCGUCGCCCAGGAUACCUGCAACGUCCAGGCCAUCAACUGUACCGGCAAUGAUGUGUGCACCCUCUACUCUUGCGACCCAGUGAGCGGAUGUGUUACCAGCCCACGCAACUGCACUGACCCAGCCAACACCAACCCAUGCGUCAUCUACAAGUGUGGCGUCAACGGCUGUGAGAACAGCACUCUCUCCCGCGAGGAGUGUGACUGCUGCAACCCAUUGUCGACCCCACCAUGCAUGGUGGCAACUUGCAACAACUCCACUGGCAAGUGCGAAUACUCGCCAAUCAACAUUGACGACGGCAACAACUGUACCGUGGACCACUGCAAUGCCACCACUGGCGUCAUCACCCACACCCCAAUGCAAUGCCAGGGCUGCCAGACAUGCAACCAAGCCCUGGGUCAAUGCCAGGACACCCUCGCUCUCUGCAACAAUGGUAAUGGCUGCAACAAUGUCAUGUGCAGCAACGGAUCGUGUAUCUACACGCCAGUCUCCUGUGACGACAAGGACCCAUGUACCGAGGACAGCUGCGACAUGCUCACUGGCUGUGCCCACACCAACAUCACUUGUCCAGAGCUCAACCUCUGCCAGGUGCCCCAGUGCGUCACCGGCGUCGGCUGUGCCUACACCAACCGCACCUGCCAGUCGGACAACUACUGCAAUGACACCAUGUGUGACCCACGCUUUGGUUGUGUCCAGUUCGCGCGCACCUGUGUGCCAAGCAACCCCGACUGCCAGUACGGCGUGUGCAACCCCGAGUCCCAGAAGUGCGAGUUCCACGACUACUCACCUCUGCCAUUCGGCUGUAACAAGGCUGCCAUCAUCUCGACCGGUGUCAUUGCCGGUGUUGUCGUGGCUGCUGCCGUGGCGCUGGCCAUCAUGAUCUUUGGAGGCAAGAAGGGAUAUGACUACUGGAAGCAAUCGACCAACAACAAGAUCAGUGGCAUGAGCUCCAACCCACUGUACAACGAGAAGCCAGGCAAUGGCUCCAACCCCCUCUAUGAGGAGGCCAACUAA